This is a messenger RNA of Hansenula ciferrii, 363 nucleotides long. RefSeq lists its product as uncharacterized. NCBI's taxonomy places the organism in Eukaryota, Fungi, Ascomycota, Saccharomycetes, Phaffomycetales, Wickerhamomycetaceae. The transcript has a single exon. Bases 1 to 363 code for a protein of 120 amino acids. The record is from RefSeq and is a predicted model, not a curated record.
AUGUCUACUGUCAUUGAAAACUUCACAGAAUUUGAAGAAGCUUUAGAAUCUCAUAGUUUGUAUGUUGGAGUAAUGUUUAUGGAUGAAGAAAAUUAUCCUAAUUCCAAAAAAGCAAAUGAAAUAUUUGAAAAAUUAGCUCUUGAAAAUAAUGAUUAUCAUCAUGGUUAUUAUAAGGUCUAUCUUAAUAACUGUGGUGAUAUUGAUUUACAUGAUUUUGACGUAAGUGAUCAAGAUGGUUACACUGGUGAAAAAAUUGAUAAUGUUUUCUAUGUUGGCUUUAUUGAUCAUGGUGAUAUAAUUCAUUAUGCUAAUACGGAAAAUGAUUAUAAAGAAAUGGAAAACAUAGUCAAAAUUAUUAAAUAA